Molecule: messenger RNA, 1686 nt
Organism: Andrographis paniculata
Lineage: Eukaryota; Viridiplantae; Streptophyta; Magnoliopsida; Lamiales; Acanthaceae
Product: putative pentatricopeptide repeat-containing protein At1g12700, mitochondrial
Exons: 2
Coding region: 85-1554 (489 amino acids)
Molecular function (GO): protein binding
Source: RefSeq, a predicted model, not a curated record
CUAAUCUCACUAAAUUCCCAUUUCGCUUCCCUCAAUCAAACCCUAACCUCCCUCCGGAUUUGCAGCUGCUGAGAUGAGAUUGAGAUGGAGAACAAGAAGAACUUCAAUUUAAAUCUGGGGAUAUUAUUGCCGAUUCGCUAUCCAACUCGUUUCGCUUCAGCUUCAGGUAUUUUCUCCCGCACGCUCCUCCUCCUUUCUCCGUGUCGUCGUUUUGGAACUCACCCUGUGGUAAAUUGCGGGAAUAUUAGUGAGGUUAAUGAUGCGCUUCAUAUGUUCAAUCAAAUAUCCCGAAAAAGGCCUUCUCCUGGUGCUAAAGAAUUUAAUAAAUUGUUGUCGUCAUUAGUCAAGUUGAAAGAGUAUUCCGUUGCCAUUUCUCUUUUUAAAGAGAUGCGAUGUUUGGGGAUUCCAAUAAACGCUUGUACUCUCAAUAUUGCCAUCAACGGUUAUUGCUCAUCAUGUUGGACUGAUUGUGGAUUUUCUAUUCUGGGUUGGUUCAUUAAAUUAGGUCGUGUUCCCCGUGAGCAUACAUUCAGUCCAUUAGUGAGGGGUCUGUUUAUUGAGGACAGGAUCACCGAGGCACAAGUUUUGUGUAAAAAGAUAGUAAGAGAGAAGUUGUGUGAGAUGAAUGUGGUUAUAUAUGGGACUGUGGUAAAUGGGCUUUGCAAGACCGGAAACACUGCCGCAGCUCUUGAACUGAUCAAAGAAAUGGAAAAAAGUGGUGUGCCGGCAAACAUUCAUAUUUUCAGCAUAGUAAUUCAUAGUUUUUGUAGUGAUGGAAUUGUUGAUGAAGCCUUCAAGAUAUUUUACGAGAUGCCUAUGAAAGGUGUUGUUCCCGAUAUUUUCACCUACAGCUCUUUGAUUUUUGGAUUAUGUAAGUUGCAUCGAUGGGACGAAGUAAAAACGAUGCUCAAGGAGAUGAUAGGUCGCAAACUCUAUCCGAACGUUGUCACAUUUAAUACAUUGAUUGAUGUGAUAUGCAAGAAAGGUUUGUUGGAUCUAGUGGACGAUGUACUUCAUGUCAUGAGGGAGAAAGGUGUGGAUCCUAAUGUGGUUUCAUAUAAUGCAUUGAUGGAUGGAUAUUGCUUGCAAGGACGAAUGGAUGACGCUGAAAAAGUUUUUGAUUCAAUGGCUUGUAGGAAUAUAUCUCCUGAUGCUAAGAGCUACAAUAUUCUAAUUCAUGGGUUUUGCAUGAUGAAGAAUAUGAAAGAGGCUAAGCGUGUAUAUAAUGAGAUGUUGCACAAUAAUUUGAAGCCAAGUAUUGCUACAUAUAAUGUUUUGUUGAAGGGGUUGUUUCAUACAUGCAACUUUUCAGACGCAAUGCAACUUUUUGAUGAUUUGAAGGUUGCUGGAGUAAAACCCUAUUUUUACACUUAUUGUAACAUGUUAGAUGGUCUAUGCAGGCAUGGGAAUGUUGAAGAAGCAUUAGAGUUCUUACAUGCAUUAGAGCAUAAUGGUGUAUCUCUCCAUAGUAAUUACUACAAUAUUGUGAUGAAUGGGUGGUGCAAAUGGAAGAAUCUUGAUAUGGCUUGGGCUAUGUUUGACAAUCUCCAUUAAUGGAACAAGACAAAGUGAUGCCAGAUUCCAUCACUUACAAUAGUAUCAUUCGAGGAAUUAUGCUACAUGGUGAAUACAAUGAUGCAGUAGCAGUUUGCAAAGAAAUGAUUGCAAAAGGAUUCUCCCUCUCCC